AUGUCAACUCAUUCGAAACUUUCCCUAGCAGAGUCCACCAUGGAUCUCUAUCAAUGGAUGGAAGAGGCGGGCCGCCCACCAGCACCCAGGUUCAAAGUGACCUCCCUCAUCAAACAUCGAAAAACUUUGAAAAGCUUCCCUCCACUGUGUGCCAAGCCAGCCCCUCCAAAACCAGAGGCUCCCGUAGAUGAAAAGGUGGAGGUUGAAAAUUUGAUGCCAACUGAUUUUGAUGUGCUGUUGAAGUACAUCACAAGAAGCAUGCUGAAGGACAGGCCGACCAGCAUCGUCAACUACAUCGCCGACCUACUGGACGACUGCAUCGAUAAGAGAAAGCUGGUCAAGAUGCAGAGGCUGACUGAGAUGGCUGAUUUCAAGAAUUAA
Molecule: messenger RNA, 381 nt
Organism: Helobdella robusta
Lineage: Eukaryota; Metazoa; Annelida; Clitellata; Rhynchobdellida; Glossiphoniidae
Exons: 1
Coding region: 1-381 (126 amino acids)
Source: RefSeq, a predicted model, not a curated record